GGGCCCGGUUGACUAUGAAGACGGCUGUGAUUCGGAUGACGGCAUUGUGAAUAUGAUGGUGGUGAGAACGGCUGAGGAAGAGCGUCUGAGGAGAGUUGUGCGUGCUGGGGUCUAUGGGCGGAUGGCUGUGCUGCUGGGCCCUCUUGCCUACGCGGAGGGGCCGCAUAAGGGGCAGGCCUCUCGGGACUCAUUUUCCCCUAGGUGUGUGUGUGAGUGUGAGAGUGUGUGUGGGUGUGGGUGUGUGGGUGAUGGUCUGUCCGGUCGACGUUUCUUUUCUGUUUGGACGUCUGGUGUAGAAUAUCUCGCAAACAUGCAGAGAGGAAUGAAUUCAUUCAUACACAACCUACAUGGCCUUGUUUUGUGUGCAGGCGGCUGCAUGUGCUGGAGGGUGUAACGCUGGAUGACCCGCCGUUCGCCUCAGCCGCCCACUCAUCAACGGUUGAGGACCAGACCAGUGAUGGCGGCGUCUUCGGGGGCCCGUUCACCGUGAUAGUUGCCAGAUGCCGCCACCACACUCGCUGACGAAAUAG
Molecule: messenger RNA, 530 nt
Organism: Vitrella brassicaformis
Lineage: Eukaryota; Vitrellaceae
Source: the annotation of a GenBank genome assembly